AUUUGUGGUGUAGUUAAAUGAGACAUCACUGCAUUCGUGUGUUAGCGUUCUCCGCUCGCAUCUCCACUCGCAUCAAGAGUGCCGCUACCGGACACGAAGAAGAACGACAAUAAAGUUGAUGACUUUGGUGAGGAAAUUUGACUGUUCGCGAUUUAGAAACCAAGACGGAUCCGUGAGUGGACGAGGGGUAAACCUGAACGGACUCUAUGCCAGGACCCCCGAACCACAUCGAGAGCUAGCGAAGAUGGAAGGGGAGAGCGAGCCGGCGGCGGCCGCAGCGGUCUUCUCGGCAGUGCUCGACGAUGACGAUCUCCUGGGCGAGAUCCUCGCCCGCGUCGCCUUCCCCACAAGCUUCGUCCGCGCCGCGCUCGUCUGCAAGCGCUGGCUCCGCCUCGCCUCCGCGCCCGCCUUCCUCCGUCGCUUCGGCGACCUCCACCCGCCCAGCCUUCUCGGCUUCUACGUCGUCACCAGGGCCCAUGCAUCCGCCGAGAAGCAAUCCCCGCAGUUCGUGCCGGUGCCUCAGCCGCCUGAGCUCGCCGCCGUUGCCCGCCGCGCUAGCUUCAAUUUGGACUCCUUGCGCGGCGACUGGUUGCGCAGCGAGUGGUUCGACCUAGACUGCCGGAACGGCCUCGUCCACGUCUUCCAUGGGCACGGGCACCCCGAAGUAAUGGUGCGCAGCCCCUUGUGCCCUGCAACAUACACGGCCGUCCUCCCACCAGUUCCCAGCACCAGCAUCCAUGACGGCUUCACAUACUACUACCAUGAUAUCCUCGCCAAUGGCGGCGGCCAGUCCUACUUCUGUUUGGCGCUAGGGUCUAAAGAGCAGCAGCCAGUUUGGGAUGUCUAUGUGUUGCAGGGCGAUACCUGGGCCAUCUACUCCUCGGUUGUACCUGAAAUCCAAGAAAUUGCGCUGGCAUUGAAUAGUUUGAUUUCUCAUGACAAGAUGUAUAAUCUGGCCCUUGUGAGCGGCACUUUCAUGCUAGUCUUGCUGGAUCUCCCGUCGUCAUCUUUGUCGCUGGUUAGCCUCCCGGAAGAGGUGGAGUAUAAGAGCACCGGCAUGUCGCUUGCAAAUGAUGAUUCUGGAGUCCAUCUGAUCCAUGUAAAAGGAUCCCAUCUUCGCAUCUGGCUUUACGACAUGACGGAUAAGAAAGGCCUCGCCGACUGGUUACUUGUAGAUACCAUUUGCUUGCGUGAGAUAUGUGUCCAUCAAAUGAUAUCAACUAGAAUGUUUGACGAUGUGGGUGAUCCUUCUCUUAUGGUACGUGAAGUUGGGGUCGAUUCAGGGUUUCUUUUCUUGGAGGCGGAUGGUGUCCUCUACCUGUUUGAUAUCAAACGUAAGGAGUUAAAGAAGGUUUAUGAGGUCACACAAGAGGAUAGAUACUUGUAUGGAGUCACACCCUUUAUGAUGGUUUGGCCUCCUAAAUUCCCUGUGAUGAAGGAAGGGUGUGAUCCAAAAGAAUGACCCUAUGCAAGGUUUUGUCUCUUGUUGGUCCGUCUGGUGCUUUGUUUUUCUACCUAGUUCCCAUUGUGCUAAUAUUUGAUCUCAUUUACGAUGUUUACCAUGUA
This is a messenger RNA of Aegilops tauschii subsp. strangulata, 1566 nucleotides long. RefSeq lists its product as uncharacterized. Lineage: Eukaryota; Viridiplantae; Streptophyta; Magnoliopsida; Poales; Poaceae. The record is from RefSeq and is a predicted model, not a curated record. Gene Ontology annotation, molecular function: protein binding.